Messenger RNA from Coniosporium apollinis CBS 100218, 513 nucleotides. RefSeq lists its product as uncharacterized. The transcript has a single exon. The coding region runs from base 1 to 513 and encodes 170 amino acids. NCBI's taxonomy places the organism in Eukaryota, Fungi, Ascomycota, Dothideomycetes. The record is from RefSeq and is a predicted model, not a curated record.
AUGAAGUUCUCCAUUUUCUCCCUCGCCGCCUUCGCCGGCACUGUCCUCGCGCAGAAUGCCUCCUCCAUCAACUUCUGCCAGGUCACAAAUCUCGAGCAGUAUAUCAACCUCGCGCCCACUUGCGCCCACUACUGCGAGCGCCUUGCUCUGACCACCGACGGCUGCGGCGCGGACGACUUCCUCUGCCACUGCGGUGCCGCGUGGGAAGUUGCCGAGGUUAUCCAGGCGUGCAUCUUCAACCCGGCAACCUCAAACUGCACCACUGCCGAGAUUGACCAGUUCGGCGCCAUCUACUACGGCCUCUGCGGCUUCUGGAACUCCACCUCCGCGAACGCUUCGGCUUCUGCUUUCGCCUGCGGUGCUGGUGGCUGCGCGCCUUCCACCUCCGUCUCGACUGCCACCGUCUCUGUCCCAGUGACCGUCACUGAGGUCCACACCACGACUGCAUACGCUGCCCAGUUCACUAGGGCUUGGGGCGGAGGCAGGGGCGGCUGGAAGUACUAUCACGACUAG